AUGAAUCCAAUAACCCAGAAUCAAAAAUUCCUCGACCAAUUCCUGGUCGAGUCUCCCCCAAGCAGCCCCCCUCAAACCUUGUCAGAAACUCCCCCUCUCCCUCCUAUCCUCUUAGGUGGCGGUACUACUACCCUUCUGAUGGCUACCCCCAUUCUGGACCCUCUAAACCAGCCGGACCAAAUUGAACUAUUGGAAUGCCUCUAUAAAACACAGAAACGAGUACAGCGGCUAAUUAACAAACAAAUAUCUAAAGUCGCCAAAUUAACCCACAAAAACAUAAAAAAAGAUGGAUUUUCAAUCCUGUACAACAAAGAAUACCAAGAAGCUCAUCGAAGUGUCUUCACUUCCAAGAAAAUGAUCGAGAAAGUAUCUCAAAAGGCUCAACAAUUCCACAAUCAAACGCCAAAGCAAACUGCUAGAAUACACAAGCAGAAAUAUCAACCAAAAUCCCAACCCAACUCGAUUCAUUACAUACCAAGGAAAGGGCCCAAGCCUAGUGCAAACAACAAACCCUGA
This is a messenger RNA of Mucor mucedo, 516 nucleotides long. RefSeq lists its product as uncharacterized. The coding region runs from base 1 to 516 and encodes 171 amino acids. NCBI's taxonomy places the organism in Eukaryota, Fungi, Mucoromycota, Mucoromycetes, Mucorales, Mucoraceae. The record is from RefSeq and is a predicted model, not a curated record. The transcript has a single exon.